Messenger RNA from Fukomys damarensis (Damara mole-rat), 2687 nucleotides. RefSeq names its product rhomboid like 1 (gene Rhbdl1). Gene Ontology annotation, cellular component: membrane. Gene Ontology annotation, molecular function: serine-type endopeptidase activity. Lineage: Eukaryota; Metazoa; Chordata; Mammalia; Rodentia; Bathyergidae. The record is from RefSeq and is a predicted model, not a curated record. The transcript has 8 exons. The coding region runs from base 28 to 1137 and encodes 369 amino acids.
GCCGACCCCGGCCCCCGGCUCGGCUCUAUGGACAGGAGCUCUCUGCUGCAGCUCAUUCAGGAGCAGCAGCUGGACCCUGAGAACACAGGCUUCAUUGGCGCAGACACCUUCGCUGGUCUGGUGCACAGCCAUGAGCUGCCCCUGGACCCAGCCAAGCUGGACAUGCUGGUGGCCCUGGCCCAGAGCAACGAGCGGGGCCAGAUCUGCUACCAGGAGCUGGUGGACCUGAUCAGCAGCAAGCGCUCCAGUAGCUUCAAGAGGGCCAUCGCUAAUGGACAGCGGGCGCUGCCCCGAGACGGGCUGCUGGAUGAGCCAGGGCUGGGUGUCUACAAGCGGUUUGUGCGCUAUGUGGCCUAUGAGAUCCUGCCCUGUGAGGUGGACCGUCGCUGGUACUUCUACAGACACCGCAGCUGCCCACCCCCCGUGUUCAUGGCCUCAGUCACUCUUGCCCAGAUUGUUGUGUUCCUGUGUUAUGGGGCCCGCCUCAACAAGUGGGUGCUGCAGACCUAUCACCCUGAGUACAUGAAGAGCCCCCUUGUAUACCACCCUUGGCACCGUGCCCGCGCGUGGCGCUUCCUCACCUACAUGUUCAUGCACGUUGGGCUGGAGCAGCUGGGGUUCAAUGCUCUCCUGCAGCUGAUGAUUGGGGUGCCCCUGGAGAUGGUGCAUGGCCUACUCCGCAUCAGCCUGCUCUACCUGGCAGGCGUGCUGGCAGGCUCCCUGACUGUCUCCAUCACCGACAUGCGUGCCCCUGUAGUGGGGGGCUCUGGCGGGGUCUAUGCCCUGUGCUCAGCACAUUUGGCCAACGUUGUCAUGAACUGGGCUGGGAUGAGGUGUCCCUACAAGCUGCUGAGGAUGGUGUUGGCCCUGGUGUGCACUACGAGGAACGCCUGCAGGACCAGUGUGGCUGGUGGGUGGUGCUGCUGGCCUAUGGCACCUUCCUGCUCUUCGCUAUCUUCUGGAACGUCUUCGCCUAUGACCUGCUGGGUGCCCACAUCCCCCCACCGCCCUGACCUGCUGCUCCCCAGAGCCAGAGGGGCAUGUGGUGUCCAGCCACCAGGCAGGUCUCCACACCUGCCCUCCGUGAGUGGACAUCUCAGGGCUGCUACUCCCCGCGGGGGCAGGUGGGCCCUGUAGUCCACCAGCUGAGGCUGAGCCUCACUUCAGCCCUGGCUGCCCCCUCCCAGGCCUGGGGGGAGGCCCCCAAGGGUGGUCCCAGAGGAGACCCAAUUCCACCCAUUCCACUCCAGGACUUGCAGUCUGAGCCUUUUUGGAGAAUGAAUAAAUAUUUUACACUGCAUUAGGUAGUUAUCCUGGGGCUCUGGAGGCUUGUCUACUCCCAUCCUGCUAACAGACCGCAAGGGAUGCUCUCACCCAUGAGCGCCUGGGCUUCCUUCCCACCUGCCCCUGCGUACCUGUCAAGAGGUGCUAGAAUUAUUUCACACCGCUAUGUAGGACCUAGAGCACGAGGGGAGGGACUGGGUCUUCAGUCAGGCUGAGUUUAGCAAGCUUUGCCUGAGCUCUGAGGGUACUUAGCCUCUUAUUCAGCCAGUUUAAUGUCUAGAAGCCUGUACUCUGAUGUCUCAUGACAGAUGAGCAGACAGGCUUUAGGCCACAGCCAAGUUCAUUUGGUCUGUGCCUUUUGGCCUGCCUUGCAUCCUUGUGUGAGACCAUGCCAGUGCCAAGGUCAGACAGCAGGUCCAGGCACAGCUUCUGCUGCACGGCCCAACUCCACAGUGCUGUUUCCACAAGGUGAGAAGUCCAUGGCCCUGAGGCACUGGUGGGAGGGACCCACGGAGUUUGAGGGGCCCAAGGUCACCAGCCAUCCACCCCACCCUGACCGGGAUCUUGGAGGUACUGCCAGCCCACCAGUAUCCACGUUGGCUUAGGGCUGUGACGCGCUCUUGUACCUGGCCCAGGUACAGCAGUAGUUGGUGAGAAUGUACUGCAGGGCUAGCAGGCCAGACACUACACGCGCUGCCUCACUGGAAAUGCAGGCUGCCACCUCCGUGGCUCCAGCCUCCACGACAGCUACAGACAGGGAAGGGGCAGCUCUCACGAUAACAUCCUGCCCAGGACCAUGCAACACACCAUCUGCCCAUCUCACAGGCUGACUCCAGAAUCCAAGCGCGCCCAGGCACAACGGAGGUGGUAGUGGGGCCUCUGCCUCAGAGGACGCACAGCUUUGUUCCUGCAGCUCACAAGUCUGCUGGAGGACGGCAGUGGCUGAGCGCUGCACCUCCAGCUCUGGGGGGGUUGACGGUCACCGCUGCUGCAAUGCGGCUGACCCCUCUAGGAGUCAGGAGUCCCGGGCGCUGGACCGGGACCUCCUAGGGAAGCCUGCCCGCCAAAGUCCCGCCCCUUCACAAGGCCACGCCCCAAGAGGAGCCCCGCCUGCAGGUCACGUCUAGAAAGGAGCUCCACCUCUCCUUGUGGCCCCGCCCCUCCCCGUUAGCUUCCCCGCCACCAGUCCCUGCAAAUCCUCUUGAGUCCUGUGCGUCUCCGCUUCGCACUAAAUGACCGUGGGCAGCUCCUCCCGAAAGAAAGCGAGGGGAGUCCGGACCAUGAAGUCCCGCCUGGUUAUCGGCCUUGUCCUCGCCGUCCUACCAGCGGCCCGUGGCCUCCAGCCGCCCAGUAAAGCCUCGAAUGCCCGCAGAACCUCUCCGCGGCGGGCCAGGACGGCGACC